Molecule: messenger RNA, 1026 nt
Organism: Zasmidium cellare ATCC 36951
Lineage: Eukaryota; Fungi; Ascomycota; Dothideomycetes; Mycosphaerellales; Mycosphaerellaceae
Exons: 1
Coding region: 1-1026 (341 amino acids)
Source: RefSeq, a predicted model, not a curated record
AUGUCCAGCGCCUUCGUCUCCAAAUCGCGCCGCGUGCGCUUCGAAGUCACCCUCCGCAUCGUCGACCUGAACAACGUGCCCCUCGUCUCCGGCACCUCGCUCGUAAAAUGGCACCUCCCCGCCUCCACGGCCGCCGAACACCGCGGGCGCACGAACAAGUGCCCGAUCAAAGACCACCGCGUGCAGUAUGACUACGAGAAAACUACACAAGUGCGUCUGACGGUCGGCAAAGGCGGGAUGCUGCACGAAUGCAGCGUGCACUUCGAGGUCGUGCAAGAAUACAGCGCUGGGGGUAGAGGGGAGAGGAUCGUGCUGGGACAUGUCAAGUUGAAUCUUGCGGAGUACUGCGAGAAUUCUGAACUGCAGUCGCCGAUUUCUCCUGAGGCGGAGAAGGGGAUCGUGAGGCGAUAUCUGAUGCAGGAUAGCAAGAUCAACAGCACGCUGAAGAUUGGGAUUCAUAUGCGGCAUAUUGAGGGGACGAGGGAUUAUGUUGCCCCGCAGUUGAGGACUGCGCCGGUCUUUGGGGGUAUUGCGGGAAUUAUUUCUUCUUCGGAGCCGGCUUCUACGCCGCACGGUGUUGGGUCGACGGCUGAUGCUAGUGUUGAUGGGCCUCCCAUACCGGAUUUCAGCACCACGAAUAAAGAGAUGGGCGAGGUACAAGAUCUAUAUCGACAGACAUUAGCUGCAUUUUGGGCUAGUCAGCCUGGCGAGCUGCGGGCGGAUGAAUGCAUUGAAGACAUCUUCUCUGGAGGUGAUGGCUGGGGAAAGAGCGGCAGACCUGUAACGCGUGGCCAUGGUAGCCAGCCUGGCUCGGGGACUUCAACUCCAAACCCAGACGCAGAUGUUCCUUCGAGAGACAGCUCAAUGACCUCCAAGGCGGCCAGUGAAAGAGCAGGACAUAGACGCAACUUCUCCCGGCAAUCUCACAAGAGCCGAGCGAACCGUAAGCUUGCCGGGGAGCUAGAAGAGAUGGAUGUGAGGGAAGAUUUGGUUAGUUGGCAGAUUGGACAGCGAGCGACCGCAUGA